Molecule: messenger RNA, 903 nt
Organism: Funneliformis mosseae
Lineage: Eukaryota; Fungi; Glomeromycota; Glomeromycetes; Glomerales; Glomeraceae
Source: the annotation of a GenBank genome assembly
AUGGCAUUUGGUAAAGACAAUUCAGUUGACGGAGUUUAUUAUAUCGACCCAAGGAACAGGAGAAAAACAGGUGCUCCAUCACAACUUUCCAAAUCAAGUCUCCUAAAUUUCGCAAUUGACAUAUCCGGCACAACAUAUCGAAGUAAUUCUCCGACACAUCCUGAUGGUGAAGAUACGUUAUUCCGAUUAGUUGGUAAUGAAACGAUUAAAGAAAAUCGAUCAAAAGCAUGGUAUACACCACCAAAUAAACCACCACCGGCUUAUUAUCGGAUUCACACAGGACAAGCUGAUAAGAAGAUUUAUGACAUCGAAUAUUGGUUAUUUUAUCCUUAUAAUGGUCCAACUAAUUUUGGUUUAACCCCUCACGAAGGAGAUUGGGAACAAGCCACCGUAAGAGUCUAUGUUGAUGAAAAUGCAAAGGAUGAUAAACCGAAAUCCCAGGUGUUGGGAGUUUGGAUGUCCGCUCAUUCGGAAGGAAGAUGGUGGGCCCCAUCCAUUUAUCAAUCUAGUGGUUCAGAUAUAGGCCCAUUAGAUUUUGAAGAAGGACGUCCCAUCGUUUAUAGUGCGAUUAAUUCGCAUGCAAAUUAUGGUACUAUUGGAACACAAAAAUAUCUUGCAAAAAAAAUUAUUUAUCUUGAAGAUCAUACCGAUAAGGGACAAAAGUGGCCUAUCGCGGAUAACCUAAUAAAAAUUUUAGAAGAUACCGAUAGGCAAUUUGAUGUUGAGAAAACUAAAGUGAUAAAUAAUCAAUUUUGGGUCAAAUUUAGAGGGAAAUGGGGAAGGUACGUUGAUUAUGUGGUGGACAUUGGAUCAGGACCAAUCACUCCAAUUGAAGCUGGAAAUAUUAUUGAUCCUGCUCAAUGGAAAUCUCAAAAGUUUCCAUUUGAUCCCAUUCCAAAAUAA